This is a messenger RNA of Psilocybe cubensis, 1800 nucleotides long. RefSeq lists its product as uncharacterized. NCBI's taxonomy places the organism in Eukaryota, Fungi, Basidiomycota, Agaricomycetes, Agaricales, Agrocybaceae. Gene Ontology annotation, cellular component: spindle microtubule; chromosome passenger complex; spindle pole centrosome. Gene Ontology annotation, biological process: protein phosphorylation; regulation of cytokinesis; mitotic spindle organization. Gene Ontology annotation, molecular function: protein kinase activity; ATP binding. The record is from RefSeq and is a predicted model, not a curated record. The transcript has 8 exons. The coding region runs from base 1 to 1800 and encodes 599 amino acids.
AUGCCCCCCGGUGUCAUCCACGCCUUCAAAAGUCUUAUCCGCCAUGGAAAGCACCACGCUGAAGUCGCUAAACACGACAACCACAUCUCCCAAGUUCCCCCAGAUCCGAGUCCAGAAGACACUGACAACUCACGUGGCUUACGUCACAACGUCCACAACAACCACCAUCCAGACAACCAGUCAAAGCCAAUGUCGCCCCCAGCGAGAGAGGUAGCAGAGCAAAUCGUCGAUGAGGAGCGCAAGGCAAAGGCAAAGAUGCCCUCCUACAAGGGCCUCGAGAAUUUCAGGCUUGAGGACAAGAUGGGAGACGGCGCCUUUUCCAAUGUCUAUCGUGCCGUCGACCUCACCUCUGGCAAAAAGGUCGCCAUCAAGGUCGUCCGCAAGUAUGAGCUUAAUUCCUCCCAGCGUGCAAAUAUUCUCAAGGAGGUCCAGAUUAUUCGGGGAACUUCUCAUCCCUCGAUCGUAAAACUUUACUCUUUCUCCGAGUCAGAGGAAUAUUAUUACCUCGUCAUGGAGUUGAUGGAAGGAGGAGAACUUUUCCACCAGAUCGUCAAGCUUACCUAUUUCAGCGAGAACCUUGCUCGUCAUGUCAUUUUGCAGGUAGCUCGUGGUAUUAGGUACCUACAUGAAGAACGUGGUGUCGUGCAUCGAGACAUCAAGCCAGAAAACCUUCUGUUCGAAAGAAUUCCCAUCAUCCCGUCAAAAAAUCCUAUACAUCGUCCCUAUGACGAAGAAAAGGAGGACGAGGGCGAGUUCAUUCCCGGCGUGGGUGGCGGCGGCAUUGGCCGCGUUAAAAUCGCCGAUUUUGGUCUCAGUAAAGUCGUCUGGAACGAGGAGACCAUGACCCCAUGCGGAACCGUUGGUUAUACUGCCCCGGAAAUUGUUAAAGAUGAACGAUACAGCAAAAGCGUCGAUAUGUGGGCCCUCGGCUGCGUUCUGUAUACCCUUCUUUGUGGUUUCCCCCCUUUCUACGAUGAGAGCAUAAAUGUUCUUACCGAAAAGGUCGCGAGGGGUUAUUAUACUUUCCUUAGUCCCUGGUGGGAUGAUAUCAGUCAUUCUGCUAAGGAUCUUAUAAGCCAUCUACUAUGCGUAGACCCUGCACAGCGUUAUACGAUCGACGAGUUCCUAAAUCACCCAUGGUGCAACGCAGCCCCAGCCCCAGCUCCUCCCGCCACCCCAUAUACGUACGGAAAUCUUAAGGAUCCACUUUCAAAUCAGCCACUCGAUUCUCCGCUUUUGUCGGCAGCCAGGGGUGGUCGCAUACACGAGGGACGCAGUCCUGGAAUCGCCACGCUCAAAGAGGCCUUUGAUAUUACCUAUGCGGUACACCGGAUGGAGGAAGAGGGUGCCAGGAGACGAAAGUAUAAUGGCCGCGGCGGUGCAGGUACUCGUGGAUUCUUAACCAACUUGAACGAGGACGACGAAGAGGAAACGGAAUAUGGCAGCGAAGAGACGAGUGACGACGAGGCGGCGCAACGCCGAUACCAACAAAACGCGGCGGAAGGUCAGCAGGCCCAUAUCCCUCAUGCAUCUGUUAUGGAAGGACGAGCUGGUCAGAGGGACCAAGGCGGCCGAGGCAGGGUUAUCACCGCUGCAGGCGCGGGCCAGCCUGAUCCUACCCAAAGUAAAACUCGAACACCUGGACGGUCAAGAGCUGCCCAUAAAGGAUUCGAGUUGGAUUUGGACGGUGCCACUCUUCUCGGACGCAGGGGUAAACGUGCAGUUGGGGUGUCGAGCCCUUUGAAGAUGGAGGGUUUGCACGUGAACGAUGAACGAGCCGGGAGCCCCAUGCAUCUAUAG